AUGCCAAGCGCGAUCAAUGGCAACAGCGCAGGGUCAGAAGUGGUGCUGACAGGACUGUCGGGCCGGCUGCCCGAGAGCGGCGAUAUAGAGGAAUUUGCGCAGCAUCUCUUCGCAGGCGUCGACAUGGUCACCGUCGACGACCGCCGGUGGACGCCAGGAAUGUAUGGAUUGCCAAAACGGGGCGGCAAGCUAAAGGACUUGGCACACUUCGACGCAGCGUUCUUCGGCGUAUCCGACAAACAAGCUGAUGUCAUGGACCCGCAGCUGCGGGUGCUUCUGGAGGUGACGCACGAGACCUUAGUAGACGCCGGGCUCUGCCCAGCCGAGCUGCGCGGCACGCGCACGGGCGUUUACGUCGGUGUCAGCCGCUCGGAAAGUCUAAACAUAUGGUGCAAUGACAGCGACAAGAUCAACGGCUACGCUAUGAUUGGCGGUGCCAACGCUAUGUUCCCCAACCGAGUUUCCUAUUCAUUUGACUUCAAAGGGCCUUCGGUUGGUAUCGAUGUCGCCUGUUCAAGCUCUAUGUACGCACUGGCACAGGCCGUGCACGAUAUUCGGGCAGGCCGUUGCGACUCCGCGGUAGUCGCCGGCAUAAACCUUUGCCUCGACCCAACAACGUCAUUAAACUUCCAUCAGUUGACCAUGCUCUCACCGGAUGGUCGUUGCGCCUCUUUCGACGAAAGCGGGCAGGGUUACGUGCGUUCCGAGGCGGUGGUGGCCGUGAUGUUGCAACGCCGUCACGAAGCGCGCCGUCUAUACUGCACGGUGCGCGGUGCGGGCGUGAACAACGACGGCUACAAGCCGCAAGGCAUUUUCUAUCCCGCCGGCGUCAUACAGCGUCGCAUCGCGCAAGAGACCCUUGAAGACGCCGGCCUGCGCCCACAGGACAUCGUCUAUUUGGAAGCGCACGGCACGGGUACCAAGGCAGGCGAUCCAGAGGAGGUGAACGCAAUUGCGGAGCUAUUCUGUAAGGACCGGGAUGCACCGCUACUAAUAGGCUCGGUCAAGUCCAAUAUAGGGCACACGGAGCCAGCCUCUGGGCUUUGUUCGGUUGCUAAGAUGGUGUUGGCAAUGGAGCGCGGCGUCAUCCCCGGCAACUUGCACUACAAAAACCCCAACACCGGCAUCCCAGCACUCAGUGAUGGUCGUAUUAAGGUGGUUGAAAAAAACACAACGUGGCAAGGCGGACUAGUGGCAGUGAACUCGUUCGGGUUUGGCGGCGCCAACGCGCAUGUGAUUUUAGAAGGAGGGCGCGGCGAGCGGCCCCCGCCCGCAGAGUACCCGGUGCCACGCCUCGUGUUGGCCUCGGGCCGCACCGACGACGCCGUCGAGAAAUUACUUCGGCUAGCGGUUGAUCAUCCACGCGACGCGGAAUUACACGCUUUAAUAGACGCAGUACAUGCACGCGCCACCGCUGGCCACCCCCGUCGCGGGUAUGCCGUGUUAGACCAGGCGGGGACCGUGCUUGAUGUGCUCGAAAACGAAGGCAAACCGCGCCCGGUCUGGUUCGCGUUUAGCGGCAUGGGCUCACAAUGGGCCGGCAUGGCGCGUGAGCUAUUACGCUUGCCGACAUUCGCGCGGAGUAUCGCGCGCUCGGCGAGAGCGCUUGAGCCGUACGGCGUGAACCUCUCGUACGUGGUCGCGGAAGCAUCGGAGAAAGAAUUCCACAACGCCAUCAAUUGUUUCGUGUCCAUUGCUGCCGUGCAGGUGGCCAUGGUCGACGUACUGCGUGAGCUUGGCGUACAACCUGAUGGCAUCAUUGGUCAUUCCCUUGGCGAAGUUGGUUGUGCGUAUGCGGAUGAGACAUUAACGGCAGAACAGACGGUGCUGUGCGCGUACUGGCGCGGGCGCUGCAUACUGGAUGCGGCGCCGGCGCCGGGCGCCAUGGCCGCCGUCGGGCUGGGCUGGGAAGAGGCCGCGCGCCGCUGCCCCGCAGACAUCGAGCUCGCUUGCCACAACUCCCCUGACAGUGUUACGAUCUCCGGUCCAUUAGCGUCUAUAGAGAGAUUCGUUGAGCAGCUGUCAGCUGACGGCGUGUUUGUGCGGAUGGUCAACACCUCAGGCGUGGCGUAUCAUAGCAAAUACAUCGCCGGCGCCGCACCGCUGUUGCACGACCGCCUUCAGCAAGUCAUCCCUAAUCCGAAGCCCCGCAGCACCCGCUGGCUUUCCUCCUCAAUACCACCGGACCAGUGGAAGUCAGAGUUAGCUCGACUGAGCGACGCAGCAUACCACGUGAACAACCUGGUUUCGCCGGUGCGGUUCGCUGCUGUGCUGGCCAUGGUGCCGGAGCGCGCACUGGUGGUGGAGGUGGCGCCGCACGCGUUAUUGCAGGCGCUGCUGAAGUGUGCGCUGCCCCGCGCCGCGCACGUGCCGCUUGUACGUCGCGACGCGUCUAACGCGUUGGUCCAUCUGCUGGCCGCCGUGGGCAAAGUCUAUGCGGCCGGCGCGCAACCUCAGGUAUCGCGUUUAUACCCGCCCGUGUCCUGGCCCGUGUCGCGCGGCACGCCUGGGCUCGCGGCGCAUGUUGGCUGGGACCACUCUGUCGAGUGGCGCGUGGCCGACUACAAGACGGCCGCCCGAUCCGGCGAGAAUAUCAUCGAGUACGACCUAAACAAGCCUGACGACGCAUUCAUUGCUGGACAUAACAUCGAAGGUCGGGUUAUAUUCCCCAACACUGGAUAUCUUACACUGGUUUGGCGUACCGUGGCAAAGAUGAACAAUCUAGAUAUGGAGCAGGCGGCGGUGGUGUUAGAAAACGUGAAUUUCCGUCGCGCAACCAUCAUGUCGCGUGAGGCGCCAGUGCGAUUUCUCGUCUCGUUGCUGGAUGGGACGGGGGAGUUCCAGGUUUGCGAAGGCGGGGAUGUGGUGGUCACGGGUACGGUGAGACUGACCGCCGACCCCGCCGCCGAACGCCUGGCUCCAGCCGAGCUGGCCGAGGCCGAAGAAAAACAGGAAGACCUACCAGCUCUCGAUUCUGAAGACAUCUAUAAAGAAUUACGACUCCGCGGCUACAACUAUAAGGGCGUGUUCCGCGGGAUUAAGUCCUCGGACGCACAUGGCACACGCGGCCUGCUUAAAUGGGAAGGCAACUGGAUCUCGUUCAUGGAUACGGCACUGCAAAUCACUCUUGUUACAUACCCGCGUGACUUGUAUUUGCCGUCACGUAUACAGCGUGUAGUCAUUGAUCCUGCAGCGCAGCGCGAGGCGGUUGCGGCUGCCACGGGCACCAGUGGCGGUGUGCCUGUUAAGCGCUACCCGAGCAUUGAUGCCAUUGUAGCUGGUGGUGUAGAACUCACAGGUUUCAGUACGUUAUUGGCACUACUUCGUACAAAUAUUCAAGCCGCUCCCACUCUAGAAAGACAUGCAUUUGUACCCUUCAAUGGUGCGUGUUUCGAUUUCGAGGACUACGAGCGCUCCAAAAGACAUGCGCUUACUGCCGCAAUACAAUUGGUGAUCGAGAACUGUGGAGUGCUGCAACUCGAGGUAGCAGAGCUAGCGCUGCAGCGACCCGUGGACGCACUGCUGCUGCCGCACGCUUUACGAGUGAUGGAUGACGAACCAGAACUGCGCGUGAGCGCCACGCUGGCGGCCGGCGCCGACGCACUGCAGUACGGCGCCACCAUGGACCCACUGCGAAUCAAGCUGUCUAAUAGAGAUGUGGGGGGCCUAGACAAAAGCCACUUGGUGCUGAGUGCUGACGUGUUGUCGCGACACGAGAGCGUGCUGGGCGCGCUCGCCGCCCGCUGCGCCUUCCUGCUGUUGGAGGAGGCCAAGCGUUCGCUCGACUACCCUGCACAACAAGCGCUGCUCGCCGCCGCUGGCCUUUCCCUGGUAUCACGAGUGCACGCCGGGUCAUGUGAGUACGUGCUGCUGCGACGCACUCCAGCUGUGCCGUCGACAAGAGUAGUCCUCGAGGUUCGUGAUGACGUUUUCAACUGGGUGGAGUCACUGAAGGACGCCAUGAAGCGCGCUGAAACAGAAGACAUGCGCGUGUAUGUGUGGUCACGCGCGCCCGGCUCAGGGGUACUGGGCCUGGGGACGUGCUUGAGGUGUGAGCCCGGCGGUGAUCGACUCCGCGUCUACUACUUGCCUGGAGCGCCGGACGCAUUUGAUCCUGACGUGCCGGCGUACGAAAAGCAAGUCCAGCGUGACAUGGCUUUCAAUGUACUGCGUGAUGGCAUCUGGGGCACUUAUCGCCGCCUGCCACUGGAUGAUAUCACCGGCACCCGAGUACAGGUGGAGCACGCGUACGUGGACACACUAACGCGCGGAGAUCUCUCGGCGCUGCGCUGGAUCGAAAGCGAUCUGCGAUACGCGACCGACCCUUGUCGCAUAUAUUACUCGGCGCUCAACUUCCGCGACAUCAUGAUCGCUUCCGGCAAGCUAUCGCCCGUAGUAACGAAAGGAACUCGGGUUAAAAAGGAAAGUUGUAUGUUCGGUUCGGAAUUCAGUGGCCGUUUGUCUACCGGCAAGCGCAUCAUGGGCAUAGUUUUCCGAGGCCUGGCGACCUCUGUAAUGCCCGACGUGAACUUUAUGUGGGAUGUGCCGAAACACUGGUCGCUGAAGGAGGCAGCCACCGUGCCGGUAGCGUAUGCGACGGCGUACUACGCGCUGGUAGUGCGGGGUCACAUGCGGCGCGGCGAAGCUGUGCUGGUGCACGCGGGAGCGGGUGGAGUGGGACUGGCGGCCAUCGAAGUCGCGCUUCACGCCGGCUGCACCGUCUUCACCACCGUGGGCUCGCCCGACAAACGCGCCUUCCUGCGGGAGCGCUUCCCGCAUCUUCCGGACACCAACAUUGGCAACUCUCGUGACUGCUCGUUCGAGCAGCUGGUGCUACGUCGCACGCACGGUCGGGGCGUCCACCUCGUGCUCAACUCACUCGCGGGACCCCAGCUGCAGGCGUCGCUCCGCUGCCUCGGGAAGGGUGGACGAUUUCUCGAAAUUGGCAAGGUGGACCUGAGCGCCAAUACGGCGCUUGGUAUGGCCAUACUGCUAAACAACACGGCAGUCCACGGCAUAUUGCUAGACGCGUUCUUUGACAGCGAUGACCCCGAGAAGGCGGAGGUGGUGCGCUGCGUAGCUGAGGGCAUCGCCGCCGGAGCUGUGCGCCCGCUGCCCGUCACCGUUUAUGAUGACACCCAAAUCGAGCAAGCUUUCAGGUACAUGUCGACGGGAAAGCACGUCGGAAAAGUGUUGAUCCGAGUGCGCGAGGAGGAGAUGAACAGUGAACCGGUACCAGCGAAGCUGGUGUCCGCGAUGCCGCGCACCUACAUGCACCCCCGCAAGAGCUAUGUGCUCGUCGGCGGGUUGGGCGGCUUCGGUCUGGAGCUCUGCGAGUGGCUGGUGCGCCGUGGCGCGCGCAUACUCGUGCUUAAUUCGCGCAGCGGCGUGCGCACAGGAUAUCAAGCAAUGUGUAUACGCAGAUGGCGUUCCGAGGGCGUGCGCAUACUCCUGUCAUCGGAAGACGCGACGACCCCGGCGGGUGCGCGCGCGCUUGUGCGUGUGGCGGCGGCGGCCGCGCCUGUCGGUGGCAUCUUCAACCUCGCGGUCGUGCUGCGAGAUGCCCUCCUCGAGAAUCAGACCCCGGAAUCCUUCGAGACCGUUGCCAAGCCCAAGAUUUAUGCGACACGUGCGUUGGACAUGGCUUCGCGCGAGCUGGCACCAGAGUUGGAGCAUUUUGUGGCAUUCUCAUCGGUAUCCUGCGUGUGCGGCAACGCGGGCCAGAGCAACUACGGGCUCGCAAACAGCGCCAUGGAGCGACUGUGCGAGCAGCGGCGCGCAGACGGGCUGCCGGGCUUAGCCGUGCAGUGGGGCGCCGUCGGUGACGUGGGGGUCUUGACGGCUAUGCCGGUCGAUGCGGAGAUACGCGGCACCGUGCCGCAGCGCAUCGCCUCGUGUCUACAGACUCUAGAGGCGCUGCUGGCGCUGCCGCACGCCGUAGUUUCGUCCAUGGUGUUGGCCGAUGCACUGCGCACGCAGGACAAACCAACGCAGGACCUCGUGCACGCCGUUGCCGCCAUAAUGGGCAUCAAAGACGUUAAGAAGGUGUCGGACACGGCGACAUUAGUCGAAUUGGGGAUGGACUCACUGAUGAGCACGGAGAUUAAACAGAUGUUAGAAUGCAACCACGGCAUUGUGGUCGGCGUACAAAAGGUCCGCGCGCUUACUUUCGGCAAGCUCCGCAGUAUGACCGACGACGCAUCCGCGCCCUCUAACGGUGUAAACCCGACUAAGCAUAACUUGUUGGAGUUAGGCACUGUGGAGCUUAUGCCCAAGCAAGUACUCGUCAAACUGCAGUCGCAGCCAGGCAUUACUCCAAAUGACAGGCCGGUAUUUAUGGUGCAUCCGUUCGAAGGUUCAGUAAACAUUCUUCGCGAGGUGGCAGCAAACGUGCGCGGCACAGUGUACGGGCUACAGUCCACUAACUCAGCUCCGUCAGACGACAUGGCUACUCUCGCGAGCUACUACUUGAAGCACGUACGCGCCACGCAGCCCGAGCCACCAUAUUUGCUACUUGGUUACUCCUUCGGCGCCAGCGUUGUCUUCGAGAUGGCGCUGCAGCUGGAACAGGAUGGUUGCGCAACACGACUGGUGUUCGUUGAUGGUUCACCCGCUUUCGUCGCCACGUACAUCACUAACGCAAUGAAGCAAUCGAUCGUGCCGCAACAUGACGGGGCUGACUUGCUCGCCUAUUUGGCGAAUGUGUGUUUCGGCCUCGACUUGGCUGAGGUGACGAGCGAGCUGGAGCGAUUCCCAGAUGCGGAGGCGCGAGUGGGCCGUUUAGCGGAGAUCAUCACCGCUCGCGGCGAGCGCGUGGAUAAGGACACGUUACGCGACGUGGCGACCAGCGUACAGCGCAAGCUAAUAAUUGGCAGCAGUUACAAGCCUACAUCGCGUGUACGGGCGCCAGUCACACUGUUCCAAGCGCUGAACAACAACAUGGCGGACGAAGACUACGGGCUAAAGGCUGUAUGCGAGGAGGUGAGCGUGCGGAAGUUGGAAGGCACGCACCACACUAUCCUUACUGGUGACUCAGCUCUCGCUAUAGCUGACCACGUCUCCGAGCUUCUCGCUCAAUGCUAA
This is a messenger RNA of Cydia pomonella (codling moth), 7083 nucleotides long. RefSeq names its product fatty acid synthase-like. NCBI's taxonomy places the organism in Eukaryota, Metazoa, Arthropoda, Insecta, Lepidoptera, Tortricidae. The record is from RefSeq and is a predicted model, not a curated record. Bases 1 to 7083 code for a protein of 2360 amino acids. Gene Ontology annotation, molecular function: oxidoreductase activity; fatty acid synthase activity; 3-oxoacyl-[acyl-carrier-protein] synthase activity. The transcript has 22 exons. Gene Ontology annotation, biological process: fatty acid biosynthetic process.